Messenger RNA from Anas platyrhynchos (mallard), 5115 nucleotides. RefSeq names its product delta 4-desaturase, sphingolipid 1 (gene DEGS1). Gene Ontology annotation, biological process: ceramide biosynthetic process. Gene Ontology annotation, cellular component: membrane. Lineage: Eukaryota; Metazoa; Chordata; Aves; Anseriformes; Anatidae. The record is from RefSeq and is a predicted model, not a curated record. Gene Ontology annotation, molecular function: sphingolipid delta-4 desaturase activity.
GCGCGUGGGGCUCGGGCGGCGCCUUCCUCGCCCUUUCGACCAUUUUGAGCUACGCGACCGGCAACGAAGGCGCCGCCGCCUCAACCCUGCUGCCUCACAGCCCCCCGGAGGCCGUUGCCGGGCUCUCCCCGCUGGAUUCCCUUCCCCUAGCGGUGGAAGCGGGGCCGUGAGGCGGCCGGGCGCUGCCUCCCCCCCCCUCGGCACCCCCUGAGGCACCUCAGGGCGGCUCCGCCCGGCCCAGGCGCCAAUCGGCAGCGCUCAGGGCGGGCUCCUCGCUAUAAAGCGCCGCGCCGGGGGGCGCCCGCAGCCGGGCGGGCAGGGCAGCAGGCAUGGGGAACGCGGUGGCCAGGGAGGACUUCGAGUGGGUGUACACGGACCAGCCCCACGCCGACCGCCGCAAGGAGAUCCUGGCUAAGCAUCCCGAGAUAAAGGCGUUGAUGAAGCCAGACCACAACUUGAUCUGGGUGGUUGUGCUGAUGGUCCUGGCGCAGCUGACUGCCUUUUACCUCGUUAAGGACUUGGACUGGAAGUGGGUGGUCUUCUGGGCGUACGUGUUCGGGAGCUGUAUUAGCCACUCCAUGACUCUGGCGAUUCACGAGAUCUCCCACAACAGUGCCUUUGGCAAUAGCAAAGCCAUGUGGAACCGGUGGUUUGGAAUAUUUGCCAACCUCCCUCUUGGUCUCCCGUAUUCGAUAUCCUUCAAGAGAUACCACAUGGAUCACCAUCGAUACUUAGGAGGCGAUGGAAUCGACGUGGACAUCCCUACCAACUUCGAGGGCUGGUUUUUCUGUACCCGCUUCAGGAAGUUCAUAUGGAUUGUUCUUCAGCCGUUCUUCUAUGCCAUUAGACCCCUCUGCAUCAAUCCCAAACCAAUUACUCGACUUGAAAUCAUCAACUUGUUGGCUCAGCUUUCCUUUGAUGUCGUGAUAUAUUAUUUAUGGGGAGCCAAAUCCAUUUUUUACAUGCUUGCUGGUUCAGUACUUGGACUCGGUUUGCACCCGAUUUCAGGACACUUCAUAGCUGAACAUUACAUGUUUCUGAAGGGCCAUGAGACUUACUCCUAUUACGGGCCACUUAAUUUGCUCACUUUUAAUGUUGGCUAUCACAAUGAGCACCACGACUUCCCCAAUAUUCCUGGCAAGAGCCUCCCACUGGUGAAGAAGAUAGCGGCUGAAUACUAUGACAACCUGCCACAGUAUAACUCGUGGAUUAGAGUGCUUUAUGACUUUGUGAUGGAUGACACAAUCAGCCCAUAUUCACGCAUGAAGAGGCAAUUGAAGGGUGAAGUGAAACAAGAUUAAAGUUCUGGCAAACAAGAAACUUUGAAAUGUCUGCUUGCUUUAAAGUGACUGGUAUAAAGUCUCUUGCUAAAGAUGUUGACUAGUGUCCUGAAUUAAGAUCUACAGCAACAUAGCAAUGCAUUCUUAAAGAUUUUGUAGCAGACUAUUACCAGCUGUAACAUUCCUAGCAGUCCUCAGAUUCAUUGGUUAAAUGUAUGUAUGUUUGCCUAAAGAUCAGUGUUAUAUGCUUCAUGCUAAAUUACUUUGUUAAAGGAUUUACUCUGGCAGGUGUUCAGUCUGUACAAAAUAUCUGUUUCGCUCUCAAUAUUUUAAAGGUUCCCAGUGUAGCACGCUGCCCACACCGUGCUGUUUAGCUGACUGUAGUAGUAAGAUGCUGUACUUACCUGGCAAUUCUAACAUGAUUUGUUAACUUAAAUCUUCUGUUGAACUUGUUUCCUGAUUCAUGGGUAGAACUAAAUUCACACAAAUGUUAAGUCCCUUUUGUUUAAAUAUUUAAUGCCACUUGAAGUAUUACUUGGAAGUGCUACCUGUCCUACAGGAAGUACCUUAAAGGAGCAUUGUAUCACUUACAUGAAACUGGCAUGAUAUAGGUGGCUUGUGAUAUCCCUGUGAAAAGUUGGGGAAUUUGAUGGUAUCACGACCUUUGAGGGUCUCCAUCUACUCCUUCAACUGCUUGUGUUGGCAUGUAGCUUGAGCAGGCAGCAUCUGGCAUCUUGUGUAAGCUACAAGGUAACUGAGCAAGGUUUUUGCAAUAUGGAAAAAAUCUCAGUUCUGUGAUCUGAAGUUAUUCUCAUCUGUGGAGUAAAAUGACUAGGUGGGACCUAGCUGUUUCUGCUGUUACUGUGCUUUUAAAUGCUAAUAUUGACUCUUGUUUGGAAACUUGGCUUGUAUGGAAAACUGAAUCAGUUGAAGCAGAUACUGUUCUGGCAAACAAUGCUAGCUACAACCACUGGCAACUCAGCCCUUUAGGUGUAUUAGUCACUUGUGUGCACAGGAAGGUGUUGCUAAGUGUUCUUGAUUUUUAAAUCAACAGCAUCCUACGUAAAUACUGGCUUUCAUGCAUAUUAAAAUGUGGUGAGAGCAUAGGCGAUGCUAUUGAAUUUCUUUCUUAAGAAGUUCUUGAAGUGGGAACAGAGAAUGGAGACUUACUGAGCACAGGAGAAUCUCUACAUACCUCAGCGCAGUAUUUGUCUUCUAUCACGUAAUGCAUUGGUGAUAGCUUUAAGCUGUGGAAGAUGGAUACAAGUCACUAUUAAAUCUCUUAAAUGCUAUCCAUCUUCACUUUAAAAGAUGGAACCCGAUGAAGGUAAAAGUCUCAGGCUCCUGUCCAUACUGGUCUGCUGUAAGUAACUUAAUUUUUAGAUAUCGUAACUUCUGCAUUUUUAUUUUCAAAAGAAGCUGAGUACCUAAGAACACAUUUACAUCUGAACCCUCAGCUGACUGUGGUCAUGUUUUCUAAUAGAUUUUUUUUUAAGGCAGGGCCCUUAUCUGUGGUUAAGUAAUAGAAAUGGUAUGAAAGUGUGCCAACCACUUACAAAGCAACUUCAUUGUGAUGCCAAUGAUACAGUAGCUAGCCAGCAUAUUAUAGCUCAGGGUACAGUGUAAUGUCACUAUAUACUUUAUUCAGUAUUUUUACAUGUAAUUAAAAAGCAAAGAUUCAAGUAACACUGGGUGUUUUUUUAACUGGUCCCCUAAUGCUACAGGACUGAAUUUUUAGAUAAAGCAUAUUACUGAAGCAAUUGCUAGAAGGCCUGUCCUAAUGAGUGGUGGUGUGGAAUGAUCUGAAGAAUUGCUGCCUCUUCUUUCUACUCAGAAGAAAAUUGACUUUGAAGACUUGAAUAGGUUUAAAUUGCAAAGCAGUCACUUCUUAAGCCCUCAACUCAGGAACUGAAUGGUGGUACUAAAUAUCUUCAGUGUUGAUGGCUCACCAUAACAAGAAUGUAAAGUCCCUCCAAAAUGUUUUGCAGUUAAAAGAUAAUGUGGAGAAGUUAAUUCUCUUAAAUACUUAUCUCUGAAGACAGAUCAGAUAUGUACUUUCAUCCUUAGGCUUAGAUACCUACUUCAAAUUCUGAUUAUAAACACACUUUCACUUUAAAAGGUGCAGAAUAGCAGGGAAUUCUGAGAGAAAUGCCUGUGCUUGCUGUAGGCUUUCUGAAACAUCUGCUACGGGCUACCAUUUGGAGAACGUGUAUUGGACUAGUUUAAUCUGGGCCAGUAACAUGUUUGAAUCUAAACCAUCAUCUGACUUUUGCAAGCAUUGGUAACCAUCAUUUUAAGAUAACUUAACUCCCAUGCAUUGCAUAAGAGGUGUCUGCAUCUGGCUUCAUUAGCAGGGAUUUUGCCAGAAGCAAUCUGAAAGCUGGAGGAAGCUCUGACUAACUGCAAAGCAAAGACCAAACAACCUAAAGAGCACUAAAGACCUUGGCAGUCUUUUUAAAUUAUAUUCAGAUGGAACUGGUUAACUUCACCAUUUUUCAACAUGCUUGUUAGGGUUAUUCCUUCCUGUGUAAUUAAACCAUCUUCCUGGCUUGUCAGACAAAAACAUUAAGCACUUCUCACAGCUUUUAACAUUCCCCUCUCCCCCAAAUUACUUGAAGUUGCUUAAGUGCAGUAAGUAAUGCAUCCUGGAGUCUGAUACUUGGCAUGAGUUUUCCCACAGGACAGGCGUGGAUGUAUUCCCCUUUCACAACAAUCUACAACAAUCUUUGCCUUUGGCUUUCUUGUUUUGUUGUUGAACCUGUCUGUUCUAGAACAGCAGCCAAUUAUCAUGGAUUAAAUGGCUGCACCUUCCUGGCUGUGCAAUUCCACUUUCAGAUCCAAGGCGAGACUUUUUACUUAGAACCAGUGUCAGCUGAAAAGUAGCUAUGACUUUUGGUUCUGUGUCUGUAGUAAGGUUUCUGUUAAUCUUUAUAUGCAGUUAGCAAGCACAUGACACAUUUAAAAAUAAAAAUCUCCAAAUACUGGGAAAUUGAUCUUUUCUAGGUAAAUUGCAGGCUCUAUCACACUCAUCCUAUUGGAUGAAGAAGAGAAAAAUUCAUUUCAGGUAGUGAACUUGCCUGGUAAGUGGUCCAAGGCAGCUUUUAGCAAGUGUACUCCUUUGUAAAUUUAAAAGAACUAAGGCAAAGUAAGUACUUCUGUUUUUAAUACUUCUGUUUUUAACCUUGCAUGCUGCAAAGCACAGAGCCCCUUCUAGGUCUACCAGGACUUUUCCUGGGACUGUCUACAAACAAGCAAUCUGAUAAGUACAUAUGCCUAAACCUUGUAGUGGUUUGCAGAUUGCCCUUGGUAUUGCAGUCGGCAACAGAAUGCUACAUAUGCAAUGCUCUAUCAAAUCCUCUGUUUCAUAAUUGAACCUGCAAUGUAAGGAAGGACAGAAUUGUUGAAAACGUUUCCUAUUGAGCCAAAACCAAAGGCAGUGAAUUGUGUUGACAGUUCCCUGGACUGGCUCUGAUGCCAUCUAUGCUUAAGUUACCAUCUGACAUGCCCUGCUACGGAAUCAUUACUGUGACUUAGAUAUGUGACUACCUUCAGGAAAAGUGAGAGAAUGAUGAGAUACUUGGUUUCUGUUGGAACAAGAUCAAGAUGAGGACUAGAGGGACGGCUUCUUCCAGCUCCAUCUGCUAGGAAAGAAAUAGCAUUUGUAGAACAAGGUAGUGGUCUCUGUAUUGUAUGAAUGCCUGUCUUCUAUGUACAGGCACACGUGAUCUUGUGUUUUAUCACUUAUCAAGCUUUUUUCUGAUGAGUAUUGUAGCCAAAGCAGAAUUUCCUAUUAGACAAAGCACCCACAUGGGUGCAGAACUUUCUUGUGUGAACA